AUGCCAAAGGCUAUAAGACAACAAGGUGUAACAGAAACUAAGUUGAAGCUUUUGGCAAAUGUGAGUGGUGUUUUUGCACCUGGUGUACUUACAGCAUUAAUGGGAUCAAGUGGAGCUGGGAAAAUGACUUUAAUGGAUGUGCUUGCAGGAAGAAAAACCGGAGGCUAUAUCGAGGGCGAUAUUAAAAUAUCUGGUUAUCCAAAAGUGCAACACACAUUUGCAAGAAUAUCGGGAUAUGUUGAACAAAAUGACAUACAUUCUCCCGAAAUGACGGUUCAGGAAUCUCUCUGGUUUUCCGCAUCACUUAGGCUUCCGAAGGAUGUAACCAAAGAAAAAAAGUUAGAACUUGUCGAACAAGUCAUGAGACUGGUAGAGCUUGAGAGUUUAAGAAAUGCUAUAGUUGGAAUGCCUGUCACUUCUGGCUUAUCAACCGAGCAGAGGAAGAGACUGACGAUUGCAGUGGAGCUUGUAGCAAACCAUUCAAUAAUUUUGACUAUGAAUGAUGAUUGA
Lathyrus sativus (Indian pea) is the source of this 510-nucleotide messenger RNA. NCBI's taxonomy places the organism in Eukaryota, Viridiplantae, Streptophyta, Magnoliopsida, Fabales, Fabaceae. The record is from the annotation of a GenBank genome assembly.